AUGUUCUGCCUUCCAUCUGCGUGCUCGAUAAUGAAGCUUAAUUUUUGUAGUCGGUAUGCACACCGCGCAAGGCAUUCCCGUGGGUCUUUCGCUGUCAUCAACCAUGAAAGCGGCUUGUGGUCAGUGACGAUCAGGAAUCCGGUCGUGAGGAGGUUAAUUCUUCACUUAUCCAAGACCCACACGAUGGCCAGACAUAUUUUCUGCGCCGUAGAAUAUUUUUACUCUGCUACUCUCAGUUCUCUACUCGCAUAUUCCACCACCCCAGUUGGUUGGGACAAUACCGUACCGAUUGCUAUACUGCUUGCAUCGACUGCCAAAGUGAAUUUCUCAUCAGCACUGGGUGGCCGCAAGCAAGUUACGGGGGCUUCUGCUAUGCAUGCCUUUAGGUGGUUAAAG
Messenger RNA from Dicrocoelium dendriticum, 396 nucleotides. The record is from the annotation of a GenBank genome assembly. Lineage: Eukaryota; Metazoa; Platyhelminthes; Trematoda; Plagiorchiida; Dicrocoeliidae.